Daldinia childiae is the source of this 2691-nucleotide messenger RNA. Its product is annotated as Diphthine-ammonia ligase. Gene Ontology annotation, molecular function: diphthine-ammonia ligase activity. The coding region runs from base 1 to 2691 and encodes 896 amino acids. Gene Ontology annotation, biological process: protein histidyl modification to diphthamide. The transcript has a single exon. NCBI's taxonomy places the organism in Eukaryota, Fungi, Ascomycota, Sordariomycetes, Xylariales, Hypoxylaceae. The record is from RefSeq and is a predicted model, not a curated record.
AUGGCAGCCGACAGACCCCUACACGUUGUUGCGUUGGUCUCCGGGGGGAAGGAUAGUUUCUACUCCAUUCUCCACUGUCUGGCGAAUGGGCACCGAGUCGUAGCUCUAGCUAACCUCCACCCGCCGCCUAGAGUCAGCAAUGCUAGUAAUAGUUGUAACUAUAUCAGAGAUGCCAAUAUUUCGGGAAGCACAGACAGAACUGAAGCUGAAGAGGUAACUGGGGCCGAUGCCGGCAGCACUACUACUGCUACCAUACGGAUCUCUCCCGGCGUGGAUCAACACCCCCAGCACUCUUCAUGCUCUACUUCAUGCUCGGCACCGGAAAUAGACCAUAGUGGCAACGAGGAAGAAGACGAGGCCGACUUGAAUAGUUUCAUGUACCAGACCGUGGGUCAUCAAGUUAUCCCAUUGUAUGCACAGGCCACGGGACUACCUCUAUUCCGCCGACCUAUCCUGGGAACAGCGGUGGACCACGGCAUAAGCUACCAGGACCCUGAUGGCCACCGCGAAGACGAGGAUGAGACAGAGUCACUCGUCCCGCUAUUGCGUGCUGUUCUCGAGGCCCACCCGGAUGUCAACGCCCUGUGUACAGGCGCUAUACUAUCGACAUACCAGCGAACUCGCGUCGAAUCCGUUGCUCUGAGACUCGGCCUAGUGCCGCUGGCCUAUCUGUGGCAAUUCCCCGAACUUCCAUUGUCCUUUGCUGCUACAGAUAGUCAAGCUGCAGGUACCGAUAAGAACGAUGACGCGCAGCUGCUCCGUGAUAUGGGAGCCGCAGGGCUGGAGGCCCGUAUUGUGAAGGUGGCUAGCGCUGGCUUGGGAGAAGAUUUCUUGUGGGAAAAUGUGGCAAGCGAGUCCGCCGUGUCCCGCAUCCGCCGCGCGCUCCGCCGCUUUGGGGGCGACGGAGGACGGGGUGCCGUCUUGGGAGAGGGCGGUGAGUUUGAGACGCUUAUUGUAGACGGCCCGUCGGUGCUGUUUAAGAGCCGGAUAGUAGUUGAUGAAGAUGACAAAAGAAUUGUACGUGAGGGUGGCGGAAGCGCUUGGCUAAGCAUUCGUAAGGCUAAAGUUGAGAUUAAGUCGGAUUUGGAUGCAUCAUCUCAGACAGAUAGUUACGGUGUUCGUAUCCCAGACUUGCUCGAUUCGGAAUUCAAGACUGUCCUCGAGUCGCUGCAUAACGAGGACAGGCUGGGGUAUGGUCAUAGCGGGUUAUCUCAGACAUUACUAUCACCUACAUCGAGCCUGUCUCGGUAUAAGCACACCGAGUCUAGUAGCAAUGACUGGUACUUUGUUGGAAAUUCGGGGGGCAUUGAAGAUCAGACAGCCAGGGUCGUUGACGAGGUUCGUCGACGGCUAGGCGAACAUACCUUACCGUCAACAGCAAUUGUCAGUUCCGUCAUCGUGUUACGGCGUAUGGGAGACUUUCCGACCGUUAACAAGCUCUACGGUGCCCUGUUCCGUGAACCAAACCCGCCUGCUCGAGUAACUAUCUCAUGUGGGGAUUUGAUGCUACCUCGAGGCGCCGACAUAGUUAUUCUUCUCACCGUUCAGCCUCAUUUGAAGCGAAAUGAAAGGCGUGGUUUGCACGUCCAGUCGCGGUCGUACUGGGCACCAGCCAACAUUGGCCCAUACAGCCAGGCGGUCGCGUAUCCCCUGCUUAGGAGCGACGAGGGUCAAAAUAACGAUGCCCAAAACUCAGAAGUGCCUCUUGCGGUGUCCAUCGCGGGCCAGAUACCCUUGGUACCCGCCUCCAUGACCCUGCCUCCGAUACGGAAGGGCGGUAGCAGUAGCCUCGCAUUACAAAUAACCCUAGCGCUGCAGCACCUCUGGCGUGUUGGCGGUGAGAUGCAGGUCCAAUGGUGGAGCGGCGCCGUGGCAUACUUCCCGCGCUCGGCCCUCCGUUCGGAAGCGAAACACAGUGCCCUGCUCGCUUCUGCGGCGUGGAAUGCAGCGCACGUGGCAUCCUCUAGUCUGUCGACAGACGCGAUAGAGGAGCCGGACCCGUGGGAUCGAAAGUAUAAUCCUGCGUAUAUGACAUACGGUAAUAGUAGUAAUGAUACCGCUUCGAGACCAAGUCUUCCUGAUUGGGAGGUCUUGAAGGAUUUCGACGCAGGUGCAGAUGCAGAUGCAGAUGCUGACGCUGAAGAUGGGAAGAUUCCCCACAAACCACUACCGUUUGUCUUCUCCGCUGAAGUCGAAGAGUUGCCGCGUUCGGCUGGUGUGGAGUGGCAUGCGCAUCUGGGAUUCGCGAAUAUAAACGCCGGAUCUAUCCGGUUGUAUACCGUUGGCGGUGGAGGGACCCCGGAAGAUCCCCUCUUGCACCACGUCGUUGUCGACUCCCCCUCAGGUGACGUGUUUGUUCAAACAGCGGCGGUUUACCGUGCAAUUGAAGGACCUAUCUCGGCUUUACCCCUCACUAAUGCGGUGGACUUUGAGAACAUAGUGGACCAUUAUGCAGCAGUUGUUAAGAAGUCUCUAUUCGAACUACUGGCAGGCUCAGAGCUUGAUGAUUCUACUGUCUUGCCAACACCGAAAUUUACCUAUGUCGACCCCGAAUCUUUUAAGUUUCCUGAGGAUAUGGGAGCUUGGUCAAGGAAGGGUGCGAUAAUACCUUGUAGGUCUCUAUGGAAUUCACAAGGUCAUCGCCUGAACAUGGUGUCUAUAUUCGAAAGUAGGUGGUCUAAAGUACGUUAG